CACGAUGGAACUACCAGCGGCUGGUGGACCUUAAACAGCCAGGUGUCAACCUCCCUGCUGUCUUUGACCCAGCUUUAAUGUGCGAGUUAAAUGCUGCUUCCAUGAGAGUGACAGGGCAGGAGAAGUAUGCUGCAUUUCUCCUCUCAGACAGGGACACUGGAGAGAGGUUUGGCCUUCAGUACAGAGAGCCGGGCUGCCGUCCAGUUCCACUGGACUGGGACAAACACAGAACUCUAAAGAGAGAUGAGCCUGCCGCUCUUAUGCCUCCGCCCCCCCUGCAGACACCUGCUGCUCCUGCUGAAGAUAAAGCUCCAGACGUGGCACCCUCCUCCAGUUGGACACUGCCCUCUGGCGUGCCAUUCCCUGGACCAGCACCAUCAAUCGGCCAUCCACUCUCUGCUGGUGCACUGCCAAAGCAGGAGAUGCCUCCAGAAGAAGUCCAGGAUCCUCCAGCAGCAAUGGAAAUCUCACAUGCCCUGCCGCUGCCUCUGAGUUCCUCACCAAGGAGUGCCCGCACUGGACCCAUAAAAACUGGCGGAAGAGUUUUUGUGUUGGACCACACACGCUGGACAGCACCCAUGAAAGUGGCUAUUGACAGUUUGCUGCAGAAGCACCAUGGAAAGAAGGACCGCCUGAAGCUUGUGGAUCAAGAUUACGCAGACAUGGUCCAUCAGUCAGCCACAGAUCCAAACAGCUUGCUGCACCCCACAACCAGGCUGCACAUAUCUCGCUAUGUGAAGCAUCUGGCAAAACUUCUGAACACUAGUUCCUCCUUAAACACAAGCCAGGAAAAACUUCUGGACACUCAGCAGCUGUGGCACUCUUUAACAGAGGGGAGUGACACAUCUAGUGUUCCUGUGGUCACCAUGGAGGCAGCUGUUGUCAAGCCCCCUACACCUGCCCAGUCCACACCUCUAACCCAAGACUCCCUUGAGAAAAUUGUGGAGGGCAUCUUGGAAAAGCAGCAGCAGCAGCAGCAACAGCAACAACAGCAGCCCCAGCCAGAGCAGAAGAAAAGGCAGACGAAGACGUGUCUUGCCUGUGGACAGCCCAAGUCUCGAUACAGGACUGAUGGAUCCUCCAUCCACCAUUUUUUCCAACAGGGGCCUGUGCACUAUUUCUAUUGUUCAAAGAAGGUGCAUCAAAGUUAUGCUGCUGAGGGACUUUCAGAUGCCCAGAUGCCCUUUGAGCAGUUUGCAAGUACAUAUUUCUUCCAGAGGGAGCUGGAGGAAACCAAAAAACGCGUGGAAGAGAAAGUGGAAAAAAAAAGGAAACGGCCAGACCCCCAUCAAGCUGGCCGCCUCUGCAGAUUCUGUCACCUGGAACUGAAACAGGGGCCGAACAGCCCACACAUCCAUUCGGGCUUCCCAGGAGUGGCAGGAAAAUACAUCUACUGCCCAUCUAAAGUAUACUCUUUGUACCGCAAUAAGGGAAUGGCCAGAGAGAUGAGCUGGAAAGAGUUUCAUGCGUCUCCUUUCUAUGAGGCAGAGAGACAAAGAUGGGUGGAUGAAAGGAAACAGUAAACUAUUCAAAGUUUUUAUAUAGUUAUUGUUUUUUGUUCUGUGUAAAUAAAAAAAUAUUGUUGAAUAGAUGUAUGUAUAUAUAUAUAAAUAUGAAAGUGUUUACUUGUAAAUAUUGAAAUUGGACUGCUCUUAUAUCUCUGUGUUUAAGACAGUGGUUCCCAAACUUUUUCUGGUUUUUUUUUCACUGGUUUAAGAGAAUGUUAAAUUAACCUUGUAUUUAUAACUUUCACUGAAUGUUCUGAUGCUGCUUUUUAUCUUAUACCACCCUACUUCCACCCACCAUCCAUUAUAACUUGCUUGUAAAU
Molecule: messenger RNA, 1828 nt
Organism: Labrus bergylta (ballan wrasse)
Lineage: Eukaryota; Metazoa; Chordata; Actinopteri; Labriformes; Labridae
Source: RefSeq, a predicted model, not a curated record